Molecule: messenger RNA, 1302 nt
Organism: Impatiens glandulifera
Lineage: Eukaryota; Viridiplantae; Streptophyta; Magnoliopsida; Ericales; Balsaminaceae
Product: probable purine permease 5
Exons: 2
Coding region: 116-1255 (379 amino acids)
Cellular component (GO): membrane
Molecular function (GO): purine nucleoside transmembrane transporter activity
Source: RefSeq, a predicted model, not a curated record
UUUCUGACCGGAAUCAAUUGUGUGGUGUAUAAAGUUCCAAUUUCUAUCAAAUGAAUAAUUUGGAGUUUCAAGCCGCCAUAGAUAAACUCAAUCGGCCGCCAAAGCUUGAAUCUUGAUGCAGAACCCAUUGCUUCAACCAGAGUCGAGAAUGGAGGAGGCUGUGGGGACAUCGACUGAUCAAUCUGUUGUUUUCUCAUUGGAAAAGCUUUCAAACAUUAAAUCAAUGGCUAUCAACAUUUACAAUAGCAAACCGAUCUCACAUUGGAUUCAAUUUCUCUUAAGCUGUGCUGCAAUGCUCAUCGCCUUCCCUGCUUCAAGCAUCCUGUCUCGUGUUUAUUACUCCGAUGGCGGUCAAAGCAAAUGGAUCAUUUCAUGGGCAUCAGUCGCAGGAUGGCCUCUAACCGUUUUGUUCCUUUUACCUUCAUACUUUUUCAGUAAAAAGACUCCAACUCCAUUAAACUAUAAGCUAUUACUUUCUUACAUCGUUUUGGGAUUGUUAAGUGCAGCAGACAAUCUCAUGUACGCUUAUGCCUACGCUUAUCUCCCUGCAUCAACAGCUUCUCUUUUAGCCUCAUCCUCCUUAGCUUUCUCAGCUCUAUUCGGUUAUUUCAUCGUUCACAAUCGAAUAAACAUUUCCACAUUAAACGCCAUCUUCAUCAUCAGUGUGGCUGUAAUCAUAAUCGGAUUAGAUUCUGAUUCAGACAGGUAUGGAAACGUGACAGACAGCGAAUACAUAAUCGGUUUUGUCAUGGACAUUUUGGGAUCAGCUCUGCACGGACUCAUAUUCGCCCUUUCUGAGCUGGUUUUCGUGAAUCUAUUGGGAAGAAGAUCUUUCCAUGUGGUGUUAGAACAGCAGGCAAUGGUAUCCCUUUUUGCAUUUGUUUUCACUACUGUGGGAGUUGUGGUGAAUAAUGAUUUCAAGGGAAUGGUUUCGGAGGCUAAGAGUUUUGUGGGGGGAGAAUCCGCGUAUUGGUUAGUCUUGGUUUGGAGUUGCGUUACGUUUCAGGUUGGGGUAUUGGGUGGGACUGCGGUGCUUUAUUUGGCGUCGACGGUUAUGGCAGGGGUGCUUAAUGCGGUUAGGGUUCCGAUAACGAGUAUUGCUGCAAUUAUAUUGUUGCAUGAUCCUAUGAGUGGGUUCAAAAUUCUUUCUUUGGUUAUAACAUUUUGGGGAUUUUGUUGUUAUAUUUAUGGUGGUUAUAUGGAUAGUAAUAAGGAUGAUGAUCAUAAUAAAAAGGAUUUAGAAGAUAGGGUUUGAAUAUAUUUAACAUAUGGAACAUUUGAAAGCUAUUGUUUAUUGAUGCA